Messenger RNA from Ruditapes philippinarum (Manila clam), 3640 nucleotides. Its product is annotated as sushi, von Willebrand factor type A, EGF and pentraxin domain-containing protein 1-like. Lineage: Eukaryota; Metazoa; Mollusca; Bivalvia; Venerida; Veneridae. The transcript has 19 exons. The record is from RefSeq and is a predicted model, not a curated record. Bases 11 to 3562 code for a protein of 1183 amino acids. Gene Ontology annotation, molecular function: calcium ion binding.
CUGAUAGAAGAUGAGUUACAACCUUGUUGCUAUACUAUUGUUAUGGUUGGUAUGUAACUCCGUGGUUUUGGGUUGCGGCAGAGGAGGAAGUGGCCGUAGUUGCCCACCGAGGGAUACGACCAGACCAACUAUAAAAUGUCCGCCAAAUAUAGAAGCAGUUGCAGAUCCUUUCCAGAUAAACACAAAAGUAUGGUGGGACGAAAGAACUAUCUCAGCCAACGACGAUCGAGAUGGCCCAAUUACACCCGUACGAUCUGGAAAAGCACCUGGAAAACUGUUUUCGAGGACUACGAAAAUAACAUAUACUGCAAAGGACAAGGCAGGCAACUACGCUUCGUGCUCAUUCUAUGUCAUUGUAAAAAUUUUGGUAUGUCCCACAUGGGGUGAAAUUCAAGAUGGCUGGAAGAUUUGUCAUGUGAGUUCCCAAAUGCGACGUGGAAGUGUGUGUAGGUUUGGUUGCUAUGGCGGUCACGAGCUAGUUGGUCCAUCAAAAACUACAUGUUUGGACUCGGAACAAUGGGACACGGCAACUCAACCUUACUGUCGAAAACUUCAAUGCAGCGAGCUUCUCCCUUCUACCGGCCAAUAUGGCGUCGUUGAUAUUUCCUGCACCGAUAAUAACUAUUACCGAAGCAAGUGUUCAUAUAACUGCAAAGAUGGUUACAGCAUACUUCCCGGGCACAGCAAGGUUCGAGUCUGCAACGAGUAUGGCAAUUGGAGGGGCAGGAUGCCUAUAUGUGAAGAUACAUCGCCGCCAGUGUUUCAAAAUUGCCCGUAUGUAAAGGUUGGGUACGCCGAGCGAUCGAAAACUUCCGGAAAAGCCUGGUGGAACGAACCUCUUGCCACGGACAACAGUGAAAUCGUUAAUACGAUUCGAAUAUCAGGUCCUGAAUCUGGAACUGUGUUUGACGUUGGCGAGCAUACCGUCACAUACAUGGCUUCUGAUGCUGCAAAUAACACUGCCAUCUGCAAAUUCAAUGUUGUCGUAAAACAGAUAAAGUGUCAUAUGAUUUACCCUCUACCUUACACUGGCGUCGUUUGCCCGACAGGAAGAAUAUUUGGAUCGUCUUGUGAGUUCAUUUGUGACAAUGGUACUGCGUUGAAUGGCCCUGCGCAUGCGCAGUGUGAGAAAACGGGCGAAAUUGUUCCGUACGGUAGAUGGACAUUCAUGAACAACCAGCCAUACUGUGAAAAUAUUAACAAGUGUCCAGCACUUCGCCCACCAGAUAAUGGCGCGUUGGCUUGUGACACGUGGCUGCAAGGAAAGUUCUGUCAAAUUUUAUGUGAGGAUGGGUACGUGGUUACUAACGAUCAAAAUACACAGAGGGAUGACAGAGGUCUGCAAAAGAACCUACUUGUGUGCGGAGAUUCUGGUAAUUGGUACCUAUCUGCAACGAUUCCAAAUUGUCAAGAGGUUGAUAAUGAAAGAUUAUUGACUAUCUUAAAACUCGAGUUUGAGUACUAUUACUAUGAUGGACCUUGUGACGAGGCUAGAGAAGAUAUAAAAAAUAAGUUCAUUGAAGCGUUCAAUAAAGGCACUGGACAAGACUGUAAACCAAAAUGCUCUGUCAGUAAAGUUAAAAUCAUUUGCGGAAACAGAAUUGGGGAUUCAAGCAGAAAACGAAAAAGCACUGACCCGACAAUUACGUUCACAGUGACAGUAGAACUCUCAAACGACUUGUCAGCGACGGAAAAGGCAAUUACUAGAAAUUCUAUUAAGAAUUCCGUUUCUAAGGCUACCGAGAACGGUGACUACAAUUUGGAAAUUGAUGGCUUCUCGGCCGAGUCCCCGACAACCAGCGUUUCUCAUAUCGAGGGCGAAUGUUCAACCGGAAGUGCUUAUGACAGAGCAACAAUGCAGUGUGUUAAGUGUAGCGUCGGAUAUUUCCACGACAUAGAUGGUAACACCUGCAGCGCAUGCGCACGUGGUUUCUAUCAAGAUGAGCCUAAACAAAGCACGUGCAAGCAAUGUCCUACCGGCAAAACCACCAAAACUACGGGAGCUAACUCUGCAGCUCAGUGUGAAGACGCUUGUGAACCUGGCUUCUACUCUGCAACUGGUACCCCGCCCUGCUCAGCUUGCGACCUUGGAUCCUACAAUGAAAACUAUGGAAGCGUAGGAUGUACAGAGUGCCAGGGAUCACAAAUUACACUUAAAUCUGGGUCAAUAUCCGGGUCUCAAUGCAAAGAGUUCGAUAUUACGUACACUCAACUGAACGAGUCUGAAGAACUAGCGCCGGGUUCCCUCGAAACACAAGUUGAUAGUCUUAGUAAAUUCACCUUGACAUUCUUUGUAAAGUGUACUCAAUGUGACACUUUGAUAACCCUAGCAGACACUGAUAGUACAGACCUUUCUAUCAGCCACUCCGACAUGAUAGUUGUCGGUUAUAAUGGACAGCAGUUCACGACUGGAGAGAGUAUAGUCGGGUCAAUGAUGUGGAAGCAGAUUACAGUCAUGUAUUCUGGCACUGAGAUAAUUACAUACCUGGACAGUACAGAAGUUCUCAGAGAGCAAGUGUCUCCUCAAAGAAGAAAAAGGUCCACAGAAACACCUGUGAAUAUCACUGUGACAAUAGGAGGUGAAGGGUUUAUCGGUUCAUUUUCACAGUUGAACAUAUGGUCAGAUGUCACAUCAUUUACACCAGUUGUAACAGAUACGUGUUUUAACACAGGUCAGGGUGAUUUGAUAAGUUGGAAACAGUUCUCUGAUACUGAAGGAUCCUUUAUCAUAACAAAAAGCAAAUGUGAUGUCGACAACAACUGUGAUAAUACAUCAUGCCAUAACGGAGGUUCCUGCAGUGAUUCUAUUGGAGGCUUUUCAUGCGCAUGCGCAAGAGGUUUUACCGGAAGUUUCUGUGAGAUCAAUAUCGAUGACUGCCUUGACAACGCGUGUGAUAACAACGCUACAUGCAUUGAUGGACAGGAUAAAUAUAGUUGUGUUUGUCCGGCUGGCUUUAAGGGUGACUUAUGUGAAACCCACUUUGUUGACGGUGGUUGGACAGAUUAUGAGAUAAGUGGUGAAUGUUCCGUCACAUGUGGAUCUGGAACGCAGCAGAUGUCACGUGUCUGUGAAAACCCCAUCCCAAUAAAUGGCGGGAAACAGUGUGAAGGCGAUAGUACAAAAACAGUCCCCUGCGAAACCAACGUUGUUUGCAUAAAUGAAUGUGGAAAGGACCCAACGACACUAGAUAAUGGAAACAUGAACUGUGUAUCAGAAAAUGACGAGAAACGUGUUUGCAGGCCCACGUGCAACGAUGGUUACGAAUUUGACAGCGACCUCUAUAUUAACUCUUCCGGUAUCGUCUGCGGGCCAGACACCGGAUAUGUUUGGAAUAUAAAUAACGAGGAUAAUCCCAAAUCACAGAUUCCUUCUUGUCAACCAAAGCACCUGGCUCCAAAACUGUCGGUAAAUCAAACAGGUGUGUACAAUACGUUGAGUACUGAAACUUCUGAUGUUGAAAACACCAUAAAGUCGACUGUAAGGCGACAAACUGAAAACAGCUGGUUGUGUUGCCAACGGAACAUGCGAAUUAAAGGGCGUUCACAUUUCGUCUUCAACUGACCAAUCAGAAGAGAGGAAACGAAGGGAGACAAGCUUUGUAUCAUUUACUAUAGAGCUAACAUGUGACAAUACUAUAGG